ACGAAAACGUUUCAAAGAUAAGGAGGCGUUCGAAAACGUUUCCUGAAAUAGGAUAAAUGUUAUCUAAUUUUAGUCACCGGUGUUUGCUGGCAACUUUCAACCAUCCAUACAUUACGGGCGGUCAAGACUGAACCUCGGCGGGAGUCUGGUAGAGUCCUUCGAAAGGACCUCACUGAAUUUAAAGUUUGUCUCGGCUACGGCAUGACAGUGUUAAAGUGAUUAACGGUGCGUCAGUGGGAUAACAUCUAGGGAAACCGCCUUCAAUCAUCGUCAUUCGGUUGAUUGUACGCAUCGCUGUUUCCGGAAACGACUCCAUUCAUGGCCUGAUAUUUUUUUUUUCUUUUUUAUGUGAAUUUUAUGGCCGGGAUGAUGGAGUUCACGUUUUGCAGAGUGGUAUAACCAUACACUAAGGGCUUCACCGACACCACCACAGAGGCUCCCCGUCCUUCUCCUCCUCCUCCAAGCGACGACCACGAUGCGUCAGGAGGAGAGACGGUGGCCACGAGAUGCUGUGGGUCAAGAUGCGAAGGGCGCUGCGUCCUGCGACGGUGGCUCUGCUCAUCGGCGUCGCCUUCUGCGGGAUGGUGCUGUUCUCGAGUCUGGAGUCCGUCGAUUAUAAGGUGCGCAGACUCCGUCCAGCUGCGCGUUUGAAAUCCAAACAGGAACUGCAAGAAGAGAUGAUGAGGAAUGUCGACCUUUUCAAUGGCGUUGGUCUGGAAUUCCUGCCGAAUUUCAAGAAUCCGUGCUGGUACGACCGGCAGGGCGCCUCUGCGAAGAGGGACAACCUCUUUGCAAGUCUGCUGAAGCCUGCUUCUGCAGCGGCCCUUGUGAGUCACCAGCACUACAGCAAGCGAAGCUACGUGCUCCGCUGCCUUCCCUACUUCUUCCUGAUUGGCCAGCCAAAGUGCGCCACGACAGACGUCUUCCAGAGGAUCAACAUGCAUCCAGACGUGGCUGGAACUCUACUCAAAGGGCCCCACUGGUGGACUAGAAGGAGAUACGGUCAGCCGUAUUCCCCAAGACCCAUCACAUUUCUGGAGUACCUGGACUUGUUCACCACAGCAGCAGUUGACAUCGAAGGCCACUGGGUCAACUCGUCCAUUCCAGGCGUUCCAUUCCACCAGAAGAUCACGGGCGACGGAAGCACCUCCACCCUGUGGGACGGGAGUCCCACCAUGAACUACAUGUACUCAACCCUCAACAAAAAUUCCACCAAGAAGGUCCUGCAGCUCUUCUUCAACAAAAGAGAAGGAUUCAGUCGCCAGAUCAGGAGCUCUGAAACCGAGUCUGUGACAGAGGAUGACGCCAGGCAGAACCAGAGUAGAGAUUUCGAAGGGUGCUGCUUCUCAAACGCGACUUCUAAGGGCGAUUACACGGAUGUCGAAAGGACACUGUACAGACAGCUCUUUAGCAUACAGCCUGGGGUCGUCCUUCCUGUAACCACUGCCGACAUCAUACACGCUGUGCUGCCAAAAUCUCGGAUCAUUGCUGUUAUAAGGGAACCAGCAUCCAGGCUAUACUCCAGCUAUGCCUUCUUCACCAAGAAGCCCGAUAUAUCUCCCGAAAACUUUGACAUAGCUGUCCAGUCUUCGAUCCAGAAAUGGGAACUUUGUACUUCUCGUUAUUCAGAAAGGACCUGCGCUUACAACAAGACGUUGCAGUAUGAUCUGGAAGUCCGUCUGUACAACGGCAUGUACAACAUCUUCCUUCGGGAUUGGUUGAACGUCUUCCCAGAGGACCAGGUUCUAGUCAUUCGGAUGGAGGACUACCAUCGCGACAUAACAGCCACUAUGGCGUCCAUCUAUGCCCAUCUUGGACUGAGAGGACUAUCUGAAGACGAGGAAAACUUGGUGAACAUGGCCCCAGUACAGAACAAAAACAGAAAGAAGGGUAAUGUCGGAAAAAUGCUAAACAAGACGGCUGAAGUUCUCAAGAGAUUUUAUGAGCCGUAUAACAAGGACUUGGUUGCUCUCUUAGGCGAUGCCAAGUUCUUCUGGGAAGAUUAUUACGCCAAGCUAUAGAACUGUAUUCAGAGCUAAGGAAUAGCCAUCUCAUUUAUUUACAAAAUAUGUCACUGGAAACUGUCAGCAGUUACCGGUAUGUCUUAACUGCAUUUAAUGUUUUUAGAGUAACCUAGCUGUGCAGUCCGUAGCAGUAUUUUCUGAGUAUGUAGUGAAGAUGCCAUGAUGAAAAAAUAAUAAGAAAAGUGUCGAGUGUUGGUGACAAGUAAGUCAACAAUUGGUGCUCAUUAACACCAGGUGAGUUGGUUUAGAUCAGCACAUACUCUGCUAAGGAAUAAACUUGGUUUUUUGUAGAACCUGACUGGGCUCAUUUUGUAGCUGACUUUUUUUUUUAGAGCCUGAUGGAUUUACUUUGAAGCUGAAUAUUUUUUUCGGUAAAACCAAACUAGACUUAAUUUAAAGCUGAAGUUAUUUUUUGUAGAACCAGAGUAGAUUUUUUUGUAGAACCAAACUAUACUUACUUUGAAGCAGAAAUAGUUUUGUAGAACUAGACUAGAACUUAGUUUGAAGCUGAGCAUUUUUGUAGAAUCAGCCUAGACUUAGUUUGAAGGUAAACAUUUUUUUGUAGAACCAGCUGAGUCUUACUUUGAAGCUGAAGUUUUUUUUUUCUUUCGUGUAGAAUCAGACUAGACUUCAUUUGUAGCUGAAACUUCAAGUGACAUUCAUCUGUCUGGUAAGGAGAACUUCAUAGUUGCCAAAAGCUCACUUCCUCAGGACAUAGAUAUAUUUUUUAAAAUCUUCUCUGUAGUGCCAUUUUACAACUCAGGAUGACGUGGUUGCCUAGUGACAGGAACCCAUGGCUUGCCUUGAAAUUAAAAAAGUACAAAUCUACUAAGGUGCAUUGUAUUGCAUUUAAUACGUGGAAACUCUACCGUCUACAGUUCAAUCUGCGUCUGCGCAGACUCUGCAGUUGAACCACCAAGAUGCCAUUUGCAUCCAUUUUACUUAAUUACAUUAACCGAUGCUUUUCAUUGUAAAGGAUUAACAAUGAAUCCUGUCCUCAGAGGACUCCUAGCAACAAGUGCCAAUUGUAGAUACAAACGCUGAUAGGAUAUAGGAUCCCAGAAGGAACCAUGCCCAUGGUUUCCUAUAAAUUUAGGUGCUUUUUUCCACGCAGAGGGGCCAUUCGCCUGGUUUCUCACUGCUGAGUACUCAGUAUAGGUUGUAAUGCAUUUCAGUAGGUCUAAAGCUUCGUCUCCAGUGGCUGGGAGAUUUACCUCACCGCUACUUGGGUCUCGUUAAGCAAUAACCUAUUUGCUUCGAAUCUAAUGUAGAAUAAGACAACUUUAGCAGAUACAGUGCGACAGCACUGUAGAUUGGUGUGUAUUUUCAUUGAAUUUUUGGCUAAUUUUAUGUGGGUAUUGUACCUCGGCUCUGAAAGGUUGUUGUUGUAGAAACUUGCUAUUAGAAUGCCUCUUCCCACUGAGAAGGUGCUAGACAGUACUCUGUCUGUUUGUUCUAUUGUUUUUCAAUAAUUGCGGCACAUGCUUACUUCCUAAUUAUAUUUUAGACGGAGGACUAGAAGCAUUAUAGAUGGAAAAACAAGAAAAUUUUGAAUUCACCUUUUUUGUGUCUUUAUUGGGCUUUUUUUUUUUUUUGUUUUGGGGGGG
Molecule: messenger RNA, 3631 nt
Organism: Macrobrachium nipponense
Lineage: Eukaryota; Metazoa; Arthropoda; Malacostraca; Decapoda; Palaemonidae
Product: carbohydrate sulfotransferase 15-like
Biological process (GO): hexose biosynthetic process
Molecular function (GO): N-acetylgalactosamine 4-sulfate 6-O-sulfotransferase activity
Source: RefSeq, a predicted model, not a curated record